Cicer arietinum (chickpea) is the source of this 2762-nucleotide messenger RNA. Its product is annotated as protein AUXIN SIGNALING F-BOX 2. The record is from RefSeq and is a predicted model, not a curated record. Lineage: Eukaryota; Viridiplantae; Streptophyta; Magnoliopsida; Fabales; Fabaceae. Gene Ontology annotation, molecular function: protein binding. Gene Ontology annotation, biological process: SCF-dependent proteasomal ubiquitin-dependent protein catabolic process. Gene Ontology annotation, cellular component: SCF ubiquitin ligase complex.
GACAAAGACACAUGCAUGUUCACCCAUUCAACGGUUCAGAUUCUCUCUAUUUCCCAUCAUUCAAAUCCACGCUCUCCGUUUCAUUCAUCUAACCAUGGUUAAAUAUAUCUCUCUCUCUGAGUUAUUAUGGUUUUAACAAACAACAACAAAGCCCCAUGUGACUCAAAGAAAAACAACUGAAAAUGGGUUUUGUUCUUUCUCUCACUCUCUUUAGUUGCUAUGUGCUGUAUAAUGUAAUUACUAUUUCUGCAUAAGCUUAGAUUUUCUUAGAUCUAUCAUCUAUCCAGUUUCAGUUCUCUUUUUUCUUCAUUUUUUUGUUUUUUUUACUUUUAGAAAAAUCCCAUUUCACCAUCAUCAUCACUACAACCCUUUGGUUUGCAAGAUCAUAAUUUUUCUGCUUGGUUUUCUUCUCUUCCAUACCAUUUUUCAAUUUUUUUUCUCCUUCUGUAACUGUAUUCACCAGAUAAAAUUUGUGUCCUUUUUGGUUGCUAUCAUGCAGAUCCAAACUAGAAAAUGUUAAAUUUUCAAUUUUUAACAGUACCUUUUUUCCUUUAAAUUAUUUUUAGCCUUUUUUCCUUCCAGAUCUCUCAUCAUGUUAUAGAUUUAAAGAUCUUGUUAUCUCACUCUAGUUAAGUAAGAUCUGUUUUUCUUUUCUCUGAUUUCUAAAGGUGUCUCAGUGUUUUAGAUCUUGGUUGUUUAUUACGCGUGUGUUCUAUCUUUGUUGUUGUUUUUCCUCGUUGAGAGUAUGAAAAUUUUCUAUGGAAGUUGUAGAAUUUGGAACUGUUGAGUGAGAUUAUAGAAAAAUGAAUUAUUUUCCAGACGAGGUAAUAGAACAUGUGUUUGACUAUGUGGUGUCACAUAGUGACCGAAACGCUUUGUCUUUGGUAUGCAAAAGUUGGUGUAGAAUAGAGAGAUUUACAAGACAAAGAGUUUUCAUAGGGAACUGUUACUCUAUUAGUCCUGAGAGGUUGGUCCAAAGGUUUCCAAGUCUCAAAUCUUUAACUUUGAAAGGAAAACCUCAUUUUGCUGACUUUAGUUUGGUUCCUCAUGGUUGGGGUGGUUUUGUCUAUCCAUGGAUUGAAGCACUGGCUAAGAGUAAAGUUGGAUUGGAGGAGCUUAGGUUGAAGAGAAUGGUUGUCUCUGAUGAUAGCCUAGAGCUACUUUCUCGUUCUUUCAUGGAUUUUAAGUCUUUAGUUCUUGUUAGUUGUGAAGGGUUCACCACUGAUGGUCUUGCUGCUGUAGCUGCAAAUUGCAGGUCUCUUAGGGAGCUGGACUUGCAAGAGAAUGAAGUUGAAGACCACAAAGGACAGUGGCUAAGUUGUUUUCCCGAAAGCUGCACAUCACUUGUCUCUCUGAAUUUUGCUUGCCUUAAAGGAGAAAUUAAUUUGGGAGCACUUGAGAGACUUGUGGCAAGAUCUCCUAACCUCAAGAGUUUAAGGUUGAACCGUUCUGUGCCUGUUGAUGCACUUCAAAAGAUACUGAUGCGAGCGCCUCAGCUAGUGGAUUUGGGUAUUGGGUCAUUUUUCCAUGAUCUCAACUCAGAUACCUAUGCGAAGCUUAAGGCUACCAUUCUUAAGUGCAAGUCAAUAACCAGUUUGUCGGGGUUUUUGGAAGUGGCUCCUUUUAGCCUGGCAGCUAUAUAUCCAAUUUCGCAAAACUUAACAUCCUUGAACUUAAGCUAUGCUGCAGGCAUUCAGAGCAGUGAGCUGAUUAAACUCAUUCGCCAUUGUGGGAAACUACAGCGCUUAUGGAUAAUGGAUUGCAUUGGUGACAAAGGACUAGGUGUUGUAGCUAGUUCAUGUAAAGAUUUGGAAGAAUUGAGGGUUUUUCCCUCAGCUCCCUUUGGAAAUCAUGCAGCUGUUACAGAAAAAGGACUGGUAGCAAUAUCGAUGGGAUGCCCCAAGCUUCACUCAUUACUCUACUUCUGUCACCAGAUGACUAAUGCAGCUCUCAUAACAGUGGCUAAGAACUGCCCGAAUUUUAUCCGAUUUAGGUUAUGUAUUCUUGAUGCAACAAAACCUGACCCUGAUACUAUGCAGCCACUCGAUGAAGGUUUCGGGGCGAUCGUGCAGUCAUGCAAGCGACUGAGACGGUUAUCACUCUCAGGGAAGUUGACUGACCAGGUCUUCCUUUACAUCGGAAUGUAUGCUGAUCAGCUUGAAAUGUUGUCUAUAGCAUUUGCUGGUGAGAGUGACAAGGGAAUGCUCUAUGUAUUGAACGGAUGCAAAAAGCUUCGCAAGCUUGAGAUGAGAGACUGUCCUUUUGGCGACUCGGCUCUUCUGACAGACAUAGGGAAGUAUGAAACAAUGCGAUCCCUUUGGAUGUCGUCGUGCGAAGUGACUGUAGGAGCGUGCAAGACACUAGCUAAGAAGAUGCCGAGGCUGAAUGUUGAGAUCUUCAAUGAAAGUGAACAAGAAGAUUGUGAUAUGGAAGAUGAGCAGAGAGUGGAGAAGAUGUAUUUGUAUCGCACAGUGGCUGGGAAAAGGAACGAUGCACCAGAAUAUGUAUGGACUUUAUAGGUGCAUUUUAGGUUCAGUUUAAUUUUUCUUCUGUUAUUAAGCAGUUUGUAUUCUGUUUAGGCUGACUGAUUAAUGCAAUUUUAUUUAGACUCUCCGGAUAUGUAGUGGUUUUGUUAUGUCCUUGCACUUUGCUAGUUUUUAUACAUAAUAUUAGAUGCCACUUCACUUCAUCAGUGUGUUGAGUCUUGUUUUAUGUACUUGUAUUCUAUGUGACGCCUUUGCAAAUGAUUUCAAUUGAUUCAA